Molecule: messenger RNA, 350 nt
Organism: Cuscuta epithymum
Lineage: Eukaryota; Viridiplantae; Streptophyta; Magnoliopsida; Solanales; Convolvulaceae
Source: the annotation of a GenBank genome assembly
CUCCAAUUCAAAGUACUACGUCCAGUUCGGAGGAAAAAGAAUCGAAACCACCGUGACGGACAGAGCCGCCGUCGCAAACGAGUGGGUCACCGAGAUCCGGUCCAAACACGCCGGCGAGUCAACCGUCGUCGUCGGCCUGGACAACGAAUGGCGGCCCCACCCGGUUCGCUACCUGAGCAACAAGUCCGCCACCUUGCAGCUCUGCGUGGACGAAGACUGCCUCAUCCUCCAGCUCUUCUACAUGGACGAGAUCCCGGAGGAGCUGAAGAGGUUUCUGUCGGACUCCACGUUCGUGUUCGUCGGAGUUGAGGUCGCCGACGACGUGAGGAAGCUGAGGGAGGAGUACGGGA